AUGAUUGAUGGUUCGAAUCCGGAUGCUAACCUUCCUGUUCAUGCAAUGGUGACUAUUAAAGGUCUUCUACCAAAUAACAAGGACGUUUCAAAGACGGUCGAUCUUGACAUUGUGUUCAUUGUGGAUAAAAGUCGGAGUAUGGAAGGAAACCGAAUGGAAACUAUGAAGAAUUUAAUACUGCACCUGAUAAAUUCGAUAUUGAAAGAAAACCAUCGUUUAGGUAAAAAUAUAGACCGAUUAAUUCGUUACCAAUAAUUUGCAUACAUGGGUAAUUUAUACAUCUUGAAAUUAGAAAGAAGCCAUUAAAGAAAAUCUAUCACCAUUUGAAAAAAUUAAAAGAAGUAAGAAAACUUGGAGUCUCGGGGCUGUCCUAAACCUGCCGUUUCAAAAAUUUGGCGUUUCGUAAAUACAAUGGAUAUAACGUAAUAAGAAGGAGGAACUAGUAUAGUGUUUUGUUAUAAUUUGGUGCAGAUAAUUACUACGGGAAAAUAAUGUAAAUAUUUCUAAUAUUUUUAGAAUUUUUGUUUGCUUUCAUGUUUCAAUUUACAGUUAACGAAUCACCGCCAACCGUGAUGCUGCGCGCUAUGUGAAUGUUUACAUAACGGGGAGUUAAAAAUAGUCAUGCACUAAAAAGUAUAUGCAUUAGCUUUAUUACAAACAAAAAACUUUAGUACAAUCACCCGCUGGUGCUUUGAUGAAGAUGAAGUCCUGAUUCCUGCCCCAUCGCCUGCUACGUUCAUGCAGUUCGUCGAUCCCGAUGGAGCAGGAUUUUGGCGAACUCGCUAUGCGAAAGCCCCGUAUUUUCUUUUCGUCCAAAGGACGUACGUUAAACUUGUCAACGACAUUCUUUUUUAUAUACCCUCACUUGUUGGUCUUCCACGAACGUGAAAUACAGAAGCCAUGAGUACCCAUCUGCUUUACAAAAUGAGAAAACUUUCUAAAGUCAUUGUUUAAGAUAAAAACACACGCCAAAAUCUCAAUCAAUGAUCUAUUAACAUAUUCCAACUAUGGAAAGUAUGACAUCGUCUAAAGGCUAGUUUACAAUCAGGAAAAUUAUCUGUGGAUUGGAACGGACAAGAAAAGUUUUAUUUGUGUUAAAGUCAUUAGUUCCAACCGAGAGCUCACAACACAAAGAAAAUUUUCUUGUCCGUUCCAAUCCACGGAUAAUUUUCCUGAGUGGAAACUAGCCUUAAGAAUAAUACAGAUUAAUAAGGAUACAAUUCGGAUGUCACUCUUUCGCAACUAAAGUGGCUAAUAAAAUGGCAGAAUACAAAACAAUCAAAACAUUUUAGCGCGCAAAGCAUCACGGUCGACUGCGAUUCUUUAAAUUCCUUGUGAUGUACCUCAGGAAUGAGACUAAAAAUUUCGCAGUAAACCGUGCCUGACAAAUAUUUAUGUCCGUAGCAUGCAAUCGUUUAUUCUUACCCUAAUGUGUAUUUUUGGUGUAGGUGUUGUAUCAUUUGACGACAAAGCGAUUCGCCUCAUUGAAUUGAUGCCAGCAACCAAGAACAACAAAGAACGCGCAAGCAAUAUCGUAAAGGGAAUUAAAACAUCGGGUGAGACGAAUACCUACGAAGGUUUAUUAGUCGUGCUACAGAUGGCCUAUGAGGGAGGUAGACGAGCCUGUGUCAUGCUCUUCACGGACGGUAAUCCAAAUGUUGGUGUGAUAGAGCCAGAUGAGAUUAUUCAAAAGAUCAUUGCCGAAACGAACGCGCUAAAGGCACGUUCACCUACAUCACAAGUUGAUUUGCAUACUUUCGGUAUUUUUGACUAUCAAGAUCGCCAAGACUUUCUACCGAAUCUCGCCGAAAAGGUUGGCGAGGGAAAUUACCACAAUGUGGACAACAGAACCGAUCUAGCGACCGCUUUUGCUUAUGUCGUUUCUACCGCUAUAAACCAAAUUGCCGAAGCUAUUCAAAUAACUAUAUCGCCGACAUCAGACCGCGUUCAAAUUGAAGAUGCAUUGACACAAUUUAGGCAAAUAAGAGAAGAAGACCAAUUAAUUAUAAAAAUACCUACUUUGGCGGACCAACAGUCUCGACAUAUUCCACUGAAACUUAUCGUGCUUCCUACGAAAGAAAAAGCGAACUACGAAGAACUCCUUCGCGUGGAGAUGACGUACAAAAACGUGAUCACGCAUAGCGAGGAAAAGUGCGACGAGUAUCUUUAUGUAGCGCGGACACAUCACUGGAACGAAGAAAAUCCGGACGUCAUCGAACAGCAUAAUCGGGUGAACGUUGCAAAGAAGAUGAAACGCGCUUUAAAAUAUGUAAAAGAAGACAACCGCUACGACACAAUAGAGGAAUUAAAAGAAGCCGAGGAUAUUAUUCAGGAAUCGAUAACGAAGGACAGUAGCCUGUCGAUGUGUAUGCGAAAUGAACUAGCAAAACUGAUCCUAAUGGCCAAAAAUAAUCUCGAAACGGUUAAAAUGCCUUUGGAAGAAAGUGCAAAAAGUCAUUGGCAUGAAAAAGGGGGGUGGAGUUCAUGCUACCUUACCCGCAAAGAAGAGACAAUGAUUACAGUCGUUAAAAGAAACACAACAACAGAUUGAUGAAUGAGAGUUUUUCAAUUAGCGCUAUGAAGUCAUUACCAUGGCAAAAGGUCCAUAGCAAAAUAAGGGAUACUAAUUAAAGUUGUUUAGAAAUAGAAAUUUGUAGAAAUCAUUCCAUCAUCUGUUUGAAGCUGUAUUCACAAUAGAGUUGUCCAAAUUUGAUUCAAUUACUUUGUUAAUACUGCAAUGUAAUACGCAUGCAUGUAUGUUGAAAUAGUUAGCACUGAACUUAAGCAUGCAUUUAAUUUUUAAUAGUUUUAUUUUACUUAGUUAAAACAUCUAUUAUUAAAACAUCUUAGUUAAAACAUUUAAAUACAUCUAUUAUUUAAAACAUCUUAGUUAAAACAUUUAAAUACUGUCAAAUCCGACGUGUAUAACCUACUAUUUUCCAGGUUCUUAUUAAGUUGUAUUUCAUGACCCUGAUGUCUGCAGUCUAUGAAAAUCAAGUACACUGACUCACAGUUAUAUAGCUAUUAAUAUUAUUUUAUAUUUUUGAUACACCCUUUUUUAUACACCCUGUAUUAUGCGGAAUUUUACUGUAAUUAUAUACAAUGCAAUAUACUAUAGUUUGAAUAGUAAGGGUAAAAAUGAAAUAUCUAAUCUAU
Messenger RNA from Paramuricea clavata, 3156 nucleotides. NCBI's taxonomy places the organism in Eukaryota, Metazoa, Cnidaria, Anthozoa, Malacalcyonacea, Plexauridae. The record is from the annotation of a GenBank genome assembly.